Messenger RNA from Brugia malayi, 732 nucleotides. RefSeq names its product putative 90.8 kDa protein T05H10.7 in chromosome II, putative (gene Bma-gpcp-2.2). The transcript has 6 exons. Bases 1 to 732 code for a protein of 243 amino acids. Lineage: Eukaryota; Metazoa; Nematoda; Chromadorea; Rhabditida; Onchocercidae. The record is from RefSeq and is a predicted model, not a curated record. Gene Ontology annotation, molecular function: glycerophosphocholine phosphodiesterase activity. Gene Ontology annotation, biological process: glycerophospholipid catabolic process.
AUGGAUGUAGACGGUCUGUUUUUUUAUCGCAACUGUUUUGCGAUUGCAUAUGCACUGCCUUCAUCAUUCCAUGGUACAUUUGGCGUUGCUGGCGAACCACUUUUGGUAAAUAAUCGCCCAAUUGGACAAAUUAAUGUAGAAUAUUUCUUCAUUCGACCAUUUUUAACAUCAUGUUGGGUACAGAAAAUGAAUAUUUCCUAUGCCAAACACUGGAAAAAGCAGCAACAUCUUGAAAAUAUAAUACAUUCGCUCAAUACUGCUGUAAAGCAUGGCGCCGAUUAUGUUGAAUUCGAUGUUCAACUUUCAAAAGAUAAAAUUGCCGUUAUAUUUCAUGAUUUCCAUGUUUUGGUCACUGUGGCAAAACGCCGGAUUCCUUGUCUGGAAAUCCAACCUCUUAAAGCUUCCAAUGAUUAUCAUGAAAUCGCUGUGAAAGAUCUAAAAUUGAAGCAGCUUCAGUUACUUCGUCUAGAACAUUAUAAAGCGCAGACUCAAACGAAGCAGAAUUACACAAAGGUAAGUGCCGAAGCAGAUGAAAAAGAUGAACGUCUGGCGUUUCCGACAUUAGUAGAUGCAUUACGUCAAAAUGGAUUGCAUGAAUGUGAAAAUUAUUUCAAACGCAAUGAUUACAUUGGCAUCAUUCUUAAUGACGUGUUGGAAAGUGCUGGCGACCGUCAAAUCAUGUUCUCUUCAUUUGAUCCUGAUUGCUGCGCUCUGUGUGUUUUUGCAUUUUGA